AUGCUGACGUUCCCGGAAGGCUUUGUCUGGGGCGCCGCCACCGCCGCGUACCAGAUCGAAGGCGCUGCCCACGAAGGCGGCCGCGGCCUCAGCAUCUGGGACGCCUUCUCCAAGACGCCCGGCAAAACCCUCAACGGCGACACCGGCGACAAGGCUGUCGACCACUACCACCUCUACAAGGAAGACGUCCAGCUCAUGGCCAACAUGGGCCUCCAGCACUACCGCCUCUCCAUCUCGUGGCCGCGCAUCCUUCCGACGGGCCGCAUGGACCACAUCAACGAGGAAGGCAUUGCGUUUUACAACAACCUUAUCGACGAGCUGCUGGCGCAUGGCAUCACGCCGAUCGUGACGCUGUACCACUGGGACCUCCCGCUGGCUCUUCAGACCGAGUUGGAUGGCUGGCUCGGGGGGCAAGUGGUGGUUGAUGCGUUCGCUGCGUACGCGCGCCUCUGCUUUGAGCGGUUUGGCGACCGCGUCAAGCAGUGGCUGACGCUCAACGAGCCAUGGUGCUCGGCGUUGCUCGGUCAUGGCACCGGCGACAUGGCGCCGGGCCGCAAGCACAAGUGCAAGACCGAGACGUACACGGCAGCACAUCAUCUCCUCCUGGCGCACGCCCAUGCCGUGCACGUCUACCGCACGGCGUUCCAGGCGUCCCAAAGCGGGACGAUCGGCCUCACGCUCAACUGCGAGUGGCGCGAGCCAAAGCCAUCGGACGACGCGGCCGCGCUCGCUCGCAACACGGAGGCCGCCGAGCGCUCAGUGCUCUUCGAGCUAGGCUGGUUUGCGGACCCCAUCUUCUUUGGCGACUACCCCGAGAUCAUGAAGACGCGUCUGGGAGAUCGCCUUCCGCGCUUUACACCUGCGCAAAUCGACCUCGUGCGCGGCAGCGUGGACUUCUUCGGCAUCAACAGCUAUGCCUCCAAGUACGCCGAGCCAGGAGCGGGCUACGACACACUGCCCGGCUACGACGGCUGUAUCUGGGACGACCAGGCCGUCGACGUCACGUCCGACCCGAGCUGGUCCCAGACUGACAUUGGCUGGAACAUUGUACCGUACGGCUUUCACAACCUCCUGCACUGGAUCCAGAAGCGCUAUGCACCGCCCGGUGGCAUUUACAUUUUUGAAAAUGGGUGCGCGGUCGCCGACGUCGACAAGGCUUCGGCAGCCAACGACACGGCGCGCAUCGCUUUUUACGAAGCGUACCUCACCCAAGUGCACCGAGCCAUCACGGAGACGGGUGUCGACGUCCGAGGCUACUUUGCGUGGUCGUUCAUCGACAACUACGAGUGGGCGUGCGGCUACACCAAGCGGUUUGGUCUCCACUGGGUCGACUACGAGACGAUGGAGCGCAUGCCAAAAGCAUCGGCGCGCUGGUUUAGCCACGUCAUUCGCGCCAACGGGCUCGGAAGCCGGGACGACGGGUCGACCAAGCAAUAGCGUUUCACGGCCUCGGAAUAGCGCGACCGAUUUGAAAAGAUUGAACGAACUCUGC
Messenger RNA from Saprolegnia parasitica CBS 223.65, 1492 nucleotides. RefSeq names its product beta-galactosidase. Gene Ontology annotation, biological process: cellulose catabolic process. The coding region runs from base 1 to 1437 and encodes 478 amino acids. Gene Ontology annotation, molecular function: beta-glucosidase activity. The transcript has 4 exons. Lineage: Eukaryota; Oomycota; Saprolegniomycetes; Saprolegniales; Saprolegniaceae. The record is from RefSeq and is a predicted model, not a curated record.